UAGGGUUUUGCAGCAGCCACACAAACACACCUCUUCUCUAAACUCCACUCUCCACCACCAUACCAUGGGGAAGAAACGAAAUCUGAAUCCGGAACCCUUCUUAUCCGAUGACACCAACAAAUCCGUCUCAAAAAAGCGAACUAAACCCGCCAAACAACACCAGCGCGAAGAAAAUGUUUUAUCGGCGGGAAUGAGCUCGAAGAUAUUGAAGGAGGCGUUAAUUCAGCAGAAGGAGAUUCAGGAAGAAACGGAUGCGGAAAACCCUAACAAUAUUGUUUUCUCUGAAGAGCGUGUUAAUCAGGGGAAAUUAGAUUAUGAUGAUGAUGAUGAUGUUGAUAAUUUUGCUGGAUUUUCUGAUAAUUAUAGUCAGUUUGGUGGUUAUGAGGAUGAAAUUAAUGAAGAUGAAGAGAAGUUGUUGGAAGCGUUUUUCUCCAAGGAUGCACGGCCUCAGCGCACUCUGGCUGACAUCAUUGUGGAGAAAAUUAAAGAAAAAGAUCAAAUGCCUGCAGGAGUUCAACCCUUACCCAAGUUGGAUGAUUCAGUCAUAGAGAUAUAUAAGAGUGUUGGAGAGAUUUUCAAGAAGUAUACUUCAGGAAAGUUACCAUUGGCUUUUAAAAGCAUACCGGCAAAACAACAUUGGGAGGAACUUUUGUAUUUGACGGAACCAGAAAAAUGGUCACCGAAUGCAGUGUAUCAAGCCACCAGAAUUCUUGCUUCUAAUAUGAGUUCGAAGAAAGUGGAACGCUUUUAUAAAUUUGUUCUACUUCCUCGUAUUAGACUGGAUAUAAGGAAGAACAAAAAACUUCACUUUGCGUUAUAUCAAGCGUUGAAAAAGGCUGUGUAUAAACCGGCUGCCUUUAAUAAAGGAAUUUUGUUUCCGCUAUGCGAGUCAAGAACCUGCAAUUUGAGAGAAGCUGUUAUUAUUGGAAGCGUUCUUCAAAAAGUCUCUAUUCCACCACUUCAUUCCAGUCUUGCUUUAAUGAAACUUGCAGAAAUGGAGUAUGCUGGCACAACAAGUUAUUUCAUUAAGCUGUUGGUUGAGAAGAAAUACGCUUUACCAUAUCGAGUUAUCGAUGCGAUGGUUGCACAUUUCAUGAGAUUUUGUGAGGACUCAAGGGAAAUGCCUGUGAUCUGGCAUCAGUCGCUGCUUGCAUUUAUGCAAAGGUACAAGCACGAACUGACAAAGGAGCAAAAAGACGACGUUAAUUAUCUUGUCAAGAAGCAGAGACAUAAAAUGGUUACACCUGAAAUUUUAAGAGAGCUGAAUCAUAGCCGUAACCGUGGGGAGAAAGAGGAUGAUCUCAUGUCAAUAUCUUCCCCUAUAUCUGUGAUCAACAAAACCAUAGACGAAGACCGAUUUGAUAUUCCAGAUGUUCCAAUGGAAGAGGAUUAAUGUUGAGAAACACAUUUUUCUAUUUUCGUUAAUACUGGUCUUCCUGUUCUGACGAGAGGUCAGUUUUAUUUUAUGUUUUGAAAGGUUGCGAAUAUGUGCUCUUUAACAACACUUUGGGAGUGAUCGGCGUUAGCGGUUUUGUAGAAUAUGUCUUGAGUUAUUUACAUCUUUUUACAGGGAUUGAAACUAAAACUGAAUGUACUGUGAAUUUGUUUCAUUUAUUUUUUGAAGUUUUUAUUUAAUUUAAACUGAAUGUAUGAGAAAAA
Molecule: messenger RNA, 1659 nt
Organism: Helianthus annuus (common sunflower)
Lineage: Eukaryota; Viridiplantae; Streptophyta; Magnoliopsida; Asterales; Asteraceae
Product: bystin
Exons: 12
Coding region: 65-1393 (442 amino acids)
Biological process (GO): rRNA processing
Cellular component (GO): cytoplasm; nucleolus; preribosome, small subunit precursor
Molecular function (GO): snoRNA binding
Source: RefSeq, a predicted model, not a curated record